Messenger RNA from Ostrinia furnacalis (Asian corn borer), 2801 nucleotides. RefSeq names its product beta-mannosidase (gene beta-Man). Gene Ontology annotation, molecular function: beta-mannosidase activity. The transcript is spliced from 12 exons. The record is from RefSeq and is a predicted model, not a curated record. Gene Ontology annotation, biological process: glycoprotein catabolic process. Lineage: Eukaryota; Metazoa; Arthropoda; Insecta; Lepidoptera; Crambidae. The coding region runs from base 117 to 2783 and encodes 888 amino acids.
AAUUGAAGUGUGUACAAAGCCGUCGGUCAAGCGUCAGUUAAAGAUAGCAAUGCCCCCGCCAACGUAACAAGCGGUAUUCUCAUAUUUUUAGUAAAUACCUAGUCCUUUUAAAAGCCAUGAAAACAUUUGCCAUAGUGAUUUUUGGAUUGAUUUUCGCCCAGUUAAACUACACGGCUAGUGGGUUAACUAAACUGAGUUUAUCCUCUAAAAGUGUAUCAUGGACAUUGGAAAACAAGAAUGGGACGAUCAAAGUGCCAGGGUCUGUUCCUGGAGGUGUCUACUCGGAUCUGAUAAAAGCCGGGGUCAUAGGAGACAUCCUCAAGGGCUUCAACGACGUGCUGACCAGAUGGGUUGCCUACGACACUUGGACUUAUACCGGGAUGUUCAACGUAACGGAAGAGCAGCUCAGUUCAGCAGUAGCGCACUUAGUCCUGCACGGCGUAGACACUUAUUCGCAGAUAAAGUUGAAUGACCAAGUACUUCACUAUACAAACGAUAUGUUCUUCAGAUACGUGCUUGACGUUAAACAGCACUUGAAGGUGGGGUCUAAUGAACUGAAGGUUAAAUUCUACUCACCUAUUGUGGCCGCUAAAGAGCGUUCAGAUGACCACUUCACGGCACCGAACUGUGUACCCCCGGAGUACAAUGGCGAGUGCCAUGUCAACCAAAUUAGGAAGAUGCAAGCGUCAUUUGCCUGGGAUUGGGGGCCAGCUUUCCCCUCAGUUGGUUUAUGGAAAGCAGUCGAAAUAGAAUUCUAUGAUACAGCAAUCCUAAGAACCAUGAUGGUACACUAUGUGAAGAGAGACAAGUAUUGGGAUUUGAUGAUAACUACCCUCAUAGAGUCGAAGAUGGUUGCCAGCCAAAUCAAUGUGACGGUCAAUGCGGGAAUUAAACUUGAAGGAGACCAGACAGAGCAUGUCCAGAGGAUGUUCACCGUGAACUCCAGGGGCGAUGGACACGCUGAAGCACGAAUAAACAUUACUAUAAGUGAGAAUACCGUAAGAUUGUGGUGGCCGAACGGUUACGGAGACCAGGCCCUUUACGACUUGUUUGUCAAAGUCUGCACCACUGGAGACCGCCCGGAGUGUUCUGCAAGACGUAAAAGAAUCGGGUUUCGUACGGUGAAACUCAUACAAGCUGAUGCCUCGACUAAAGUACCAAACAACAGCAGUGCUGGUCAUGGCUUGACCUUCUACUUCGAGGUCAACGGCUCGCCUCUGUUCAUGAAGGGCUCCAACUGGAUCCCGCAGCACAUCCUACCCGAAUACAGCUAUGAGAGAUCGCGGACAAAGCAGCUGCUGCAAGCCGCGGCCGACGUGCACAUGUCGAUGCUACGCGUGUGGGGAGGUGGUCUAUACGAGAGCGAUUACUUCUACCAGCUCUGCGACCAGUACGGCAUCAUGGUGUGGCAGGACUUGCCCUUCGCUUGCUCCAUGUACCCCGUAGACCAGGAGUUUAUUACCGCAGUCAAAUUAGAAGUAAUGCAAAAUGUCAUAGAGCUGCAAAGCCACCCGUGUAUUGCUGUGUGGUCAGGCAACAACGAGAACGAAGCUGCUUUGCGAGGCAACUGGUACAAGACCAGCUCAGAGUUCAACAGAUACCAGGCGGAAUAUGUAAAACUGUAUGUAGAGACAAUCAGACCCAUCGUGGAGGAUUUGGAUUGGAUGAAUCCGUACUUAGUUUCCAGUCCAUCUAAUGGAUUAGAGUCAGAAUCGGAGGGGUUCAUUGCCUUGAAUCCAUAUGAUCCUCAUUUCGGUGACACUCAUUAUUACAAUUACAUUGCUGACAACUGGAACGAUAAUACAUACCCUCUUACUCGAUUUGCUUCGGAAUACGGCUUCCAAUCUUUGCCAUCUUUGUCUACCAUGAGGCAGGCAGCUGAGAAGCCAGAAGACUUCAGUUUGCAAAGUGAAUACUCCAAGCAUAGACAACAUAGCCCGAACGGUUACAUGUUCAUUGAGUUACAGAUGGACAAGAGAUUGAAAUUGGAAAAGAAUGACACGAAGUACUUUGAGAAAUUCGUAUUCUAUAGCCAGGUUUCUCAAGCAAUGAUAAUAAAGACCCAGACGGAGUACUACAGACAGAGCCGCGAUUCUUGGUACACUAUGGGCGCUCUGUACUGGCAGCUGAACGAUGUUUGGCAAGCGCCCUCGUGGUCAGGCAUCGAAUACGGGGGCAAAUGGAAAAUGCUUCACUACUUUGCAAAGCGAUUCUUUGCGCCAGUAUUAAUAUCGCCCGCGCUUCUUUCCACGGGGGAUGUCGUCUUAUAUCUCCUUAAUGAUCGAUUGGUGCCGAUACUCAACGCUACAGUCUUAGUGCAAGUUUACAAAUGGGACAGUUUUACUCCCGUCUACAGUCAGAACUACAGCGCAUAUGCCCCGAAACUUAGUGCGGGAAGGCAACCAUACAAACUGAAUGUAAAGAAUACGGAUAUGAAGACGGUGUUUUUGAAAUUCACGCUGAUAGCAGAUGAGGUUCAAGCGCCGGUUAAUUUCGUGUUCCCUACACCGUUGAAGGAGAUUGAAGGGCUAAACAAACCUAAUAUCAAGAUUCAUGUUCACAGUCCAACAAAAGUUGGCAACGAAUACCGGUACCAAGUCGAGGCUGUCUCAGACACCAUAGUGUUGUUCCUUUGGUUGGAGGCGGACGAUAUAAGCGGUCAUUUUGAAGAUAACGGUUUUAUUGUAACCGAGCCCAAUAUCUCCACAUAUUUCAGUACCAAAAAGCACAUCGAGUCUAAAGAGUUGCAGAAGAAAAUAACGUAUCAAUAUUACUUGCAUUAAAGCAAUAAUUUAAGUUUU